Xenopus laevis (African clawed frog) is the source of this 1764-nucleotide messenger RNA. Its product is annotated as protein kinase C beta type-like. The coding region runs from base 223 to 1566 and encodes 447 amino acids. The record is from RefSeq and is a predicted model, not a curated record. The transcript has 8 exons. Lineage: Eukaryota; Metazoa; Chordata; Amphibia; Anura; Pipidae.
GCUCUCUAGUGCUUGCAUGUCACUCCAUGUUGCCUGCUCAUGACACUGCUGGUGGUCACAUGACUCACCUAGUUCAGUUACCUGUUCAGUUGGUUCAGGCCAACUGCCUUUUGGACAGUGAGGAGAAGAGACAUGGAGUGAGAGUGGCGAUAGAUAAAAGUGGAUAAAUUGAGAUAGAGCUUAAAUAAAAUUUCAAAAAACAGUAUAGGAGGAGAGAUUAACAUGGAGGUGAGAAAGAAGAGGAGUCGGAAUUCGGAGGAGGAAGGACAAGGUGAGAAAAGGAGAUGGAGUGAUGGAGAUUUAGAAGAGAAGAAGAAAAGCCUGGUGAAAAAGAAAACCAGUGAAGAUGGGGGCAGUAAAAGGAGAAGGAGAGAAAGAGAGCUGGAAGAGAAGAAGAAAAGCCCCAAAGAAAGGAAGACCAGUGGAGAUAGGAGCAAUAGCAGAAGGGGUGAUGGUGAUUUAGAAGACAAGAAGAAAAGCCUGGUGAAAAGGAAGACCAGUGAAGAUGGGGGCAGGAGAAGCAGUGAAGGACAGAUAGAAGAGAGGAAAAGCCCCAUACAAAGGAAGAACUCUGGAGAUUGGAGCAAUAAUAGAAGGAGUGAAGGUGAGUUAGAAGAUCAGAAGAAAAGUCAAAUGAAAAAGAUCAGUGUAGAUGGGGGCAGUAAAAGGAGAAGGAGUGAAGGACAGGUAAAAGAAAAGGAGAAAAGCCCCAUGGAAAGGAAGACCAGUGAAGAUGGGAGAAAUAAAAGGAGAAGGAGUGGAGAUGAGUUAGAAGAGCAGAAGAAACACCCCAUGGAAAAGAAGACCCGUCAAGAUGGGAGCAAUAAAAGCAGGAGGAGUGAAUUAAAAGACAAGGAGAAAAGCCCCAUAGAGAAGAGUCAAAAGUUACAGUUAGAAGAAAAGAAAAGUCAGUUGGAAAAGACCAGUGAAGGAGUGAAUAAGGAUCAAAAAUCAAGAAGUCCAGAGGAUCCCUUAGAAGGUGGAAGCGCAGCGAAGAAACUCUGUGUGGAUAUCAGCAGACCUGUCCCCCUGGAUAUUAAGAACUACAGGUUUUAUUCAGAGCUGGGAAAAGGAGGCUUUGGCCGGGUGAUGUUGGCUUCGUUUACACCGAAGAAGCAACUGGUAGCAGUAAAGAUCAUGCCAGAAAACUUUCAAUCAGAGCUGGAAUCCUUCUUCGUCCUGGAGUAUGCCAGCGGGAAAUCUUUAAUGCAAAUGAUUCUUCGCAAAGGAAAUCUGCCAAUGGCAAGAAUCAUGUUCUACACAGCGGAGAUGGUGGUUGCUCUCCAGUUCCUGCACUCUAAGGGCAUCAUUCAUCGUGACCUGAAACCUGACAACGUGUUGGUGGACAGAUACGGCCAUAUCAAGAUCUGUGACUUUGGCCUCGCCGCAGAGAACAUCUUCGACCAGACAAGAACCAACGGAGUAAUAGGAACCCCUGGAUACCGCGCACCAGAGGUUCUAUCAAAGGCAGAGUAUAACGCAGGCGUGGAUUGGUGGUCUUUUGGAUUACCAUGUACCAAAUGGCCACGGGCAGCUUGCCAUUUUCACCUACAGGCAGUAUUUUAAGGCAAUUCUUUGCAAUAAAGAAGAAUACGCCGUAUUACCCAUAUUAUAUGAGCAAGGAAAUGCUGGACCUCCUGCCAAAGGUAAAUAUCCAGAGCCAGAUUUACAUAGCAGACGCCCCUCAGAUUUUCAUCCUUCAUCAUCAUUCAUCUUUUUCACCAGAGCAAUGGGGAUUGGCGCACAGGAAAUUUAAAAAAACUA